Molecule: messenger RNA, 521 nt
Organism: Helianthus annuus (common sunflower)
Lineage: Eukaryota; Viridiplantae; Streptophyta; Magnoliopsida; Asterales; Asteraceae
Exons: 2
Coding region: 139-450 (103 amino acids)
Source: RefSeq, a predicted model, not a curated record
UUAUAUCACAAUCUUAUCCCCUAAGCUUCUUCACUUCCACUCCAUCCACCACCGGCUUCCACCUCCACCACCGGUUUCCAACUCCACCACCGGCUUCCACCUCCACCACCGGCUUCCACCUCCGGCUUUCAACUAACCAUGAGUGAAUCGGAGAACAUCACCGGAUACUUACCUGUUAAUACCGCUGAUUCUACUGGCUCUGAAACAGUUUCCGUUCAUCAUCAACAACAACUGCAACCGCAACAGUUUCCGUUAGGUUUGAGUUUAGAUAACGGCCGUGAAAUAAUCGGAGGAGCGUUUGCGGGACAGCAACUGCAGCAGCAGCAGCGUGAGACAGGAGGAAGCAUGAAUAUGAGUGGUUUGUUUCCUCAGUUUGAGAAUUUGCUUUGUUUGUAUCUUAAGUUUUGGUUCGAAGUGAAUGGUAUUAUGUUUGUGCUGUGGUUAAAGUAAGAUUAACUCAUAACAAUAUUUGUAAUUUGCAGAGUUAUUUAUUAUUCAUAAAACCCAAUAUUCUGUUGGUU